GCUUGCACACCGCUUCCAGCACACACCACCCAACACAAACACCAGCUAGCUAGCAGAGAUCCACGACAACACCAACUAGCUAGCUAGCUUGCCUUGCUUCUCUCUUUCACGUACGAUAUAUAUCGAUGAUGAGAGCACUGGCGGUGCUGGCCAUGGUGGCCUUGUUCGCCGCGUCGUCCGCACGCGCCGAGCAGUGCGGCACGCAGGCCGGCGGCGCGCUCUGCCCCAACUGCCUCUGCUGCAGCAAGUUCGGGUGGUGCGGCUCCACCUCCGAUUACUGCGGCAGCGGCUGCCAGAGCCAGUGCACCGGCAGCUGCGGCAGCACCCCAAGCACUCCGACUCCCACCCCGAGCUCCGGCGGCGGCGGCAGCGUGGCGUCCAUCAUCUCCGAGUCCCUCUUCAACCAGAUGCUCCUCCACCGCAACGACGCCGCGUGCCCCGCCAAUGGCUUCUACACCUACUCCGCCUUCAUCGCGGCGGCCAACGCGUUCCCGGGCUUCGGCACCACGGGCGGCGCCGACACCCAGAAACGCGAGCUGGCGGCGUUCCUCGCCCAAACCUCGCACGAGACGACGGGCGGGUGGGCGACGGCGCCCGACGGCGCCUACGCCUGGGGCUACUGCUUCAAGGAGGAGCAGGGCGCCGCGUCGGGGCCGGACUACUGCGAGCCCAGCACACAGUGGCCGUGCGCCGCCGGGAAGAAGUACUACGGCCGUGGACCCAUCCAGAUCUCCUACAACUACAACUACGGCGCCGCCGGGCAGGCCAUCGGCGCCGGCAUCCUCGCCAACCCGGACCUGGUGGCGUCGGACCCGACCGUGUCGUUCGAGACGGCGGUGUGGUUCUGGAUGACGCCGCAGUCGCCCAAGCCGUCGUGCCACGCCGUCAUGACCGGCCAGUGGACGCCGUCGGGAGCUGACACCGCCGCGGGGAGGUUGCCGGGGUAUGGUGUUGUCACUAACAUCAUCAAUGGUGGCCUCGAGUGCGGCAAAGGCGCUGAUAGCCGCGUCGCUGACCGGAUCGGCUUCUACAAGCGCUACUGCGACUUGCUUGGUGUCAGCUACGGCGAUAACUUGGACUGCGCCAACCAGAAGCCCUUCAACAGCUAGAUCAACUAUAUAUAUAUAUAUAUAUAUAUAUAUAUAUAUAUAUGCAUUCAGUCUUUUUAAUUAACUAUAUGUAUACAACGACAGUGGCGUAUACGCUAUUUUACCAAUAAUACAAUAAGAUGUGAUGAGUUA
Molecule: messenger RNA, 1241 nt
Organism: Sorghum bicolor (sorghum)
Lineage: Eukaryota; Viridiplantae; Streptophyta; Magnoliopsida; Poales; Poaceae
Product: chitinase 1-like
Exons: 1
Coding region: 126-1109 (327 amino acids)
Biological process (GO): chitin catabolic process; cell wall macromolecule catabolic process; defense response to fungus
Molecular function (GO): chitin binding; chitinase activity
Source: RefSeq, a predicted model, not a curated record